AUCUAUCAUCAGUUCUAUAAAAAGGGAAGAGAGAGGGCCUCAAAUACAUUACAUCUGCUGGAUCUCAGGCCCAGAGAAUAGGAAGUAUUCUAUCUGCUCUUCCCCCAAGGAACCAUGAAGGGAGAUUUGCUCCUCUUCCUUAUUUCUAUUGUCCUCCCUCGUGUCCAUGGAAUGGUAAACUUAACCUGUGUUUCAUGUCCUCUUGGAAACACCAAAUGCGGAGCUAAUUGCACAGAUUUGGGGAUUGCAUGUGCUACUUUAGAAGAAGUCAAUACACUGGGCGGGAGCGUCAGUCCCAAUGGAUCAUACCAAGGAUGCAUUGAUCAACAGCAUUGUAGACCUCUUGCCUUCACCUUGACCACAGCUCCUGGACGCCACGUCCAAAGCAAUAUGGCAUGUUGCUCAACAGAUAUGUGCAAUGAAGAGUUGAAUCUAAGCGUUCCCCCAGUUGGUACUUUGGAAAAUGGGGUGUUUUGCCCCGCCUGUGAAAGCUACAACCAGAAACAGUGUGAGAUCAAAAGUCACAUUGCCUGCACUGGAACGGAGGAGAAAUGCAUUAUUCUUGCAGGAGAAUCUAUCGCUUCUGCGAAUCAAUCAUUUGCCAUUAAAGGCUGUGCAACUAAGAAUGCCUGCAGCUUGCUACAGAAUGACCUGGUGCCAUUUGGAGGGAAGAUAUAUAAGUUGACUGUUAACGCUACUUGCACGGACAGGGGAGUAUUGAGUAUGAUUUCCUCCCCAGGCAUCAUUUUUUCUUCCCUUGCUGGAGUCCUCUUAGUCCAGAACCUCUCUUGAAGACAUCUGGUUCCUCUCCUGGGCUUGAUAAAAAGGCCACCAUCUGGGUGGUCUCCAGAAUUGCAAAUAAAAUUUUCAAAUUCUUUUCUAUCACAAA
Messenger RNA from Python bivittatus (Burmese python), 889 nucleotides. RefSeq names its product phospholipase A2 inhibitor and Ly6/PLAUR domain-containing protein-like. The record is from RefSeq and is a predicted model, not a curated record. NCBI's taxonomy places the organism in Eukaryota, Metazoa, Chordata, Lepidosauria, Squamata, Pythonidae.